Messenger RNA from Lycium barbarum (goji berry), 1371 nucleotides. RefSeq names its product calmodulin-like protein 8. Lineage: Eukaryota; Viridiplantae; Streptophyta; Magnoliopsida; Solanales; Solanaceae. Gene Ontology annotation, molecular function: calcium ion binding; enzyme regulator activity. The transcript has 4 exons. Bases 586 to 1191 code for a protein of 201 amino acids. The record is from RefSeq and is a predicted model, not a curated record.
UCUUAAUCAAAUGUCUCGGGUUGGAGUCCUGAAAAUAGAGAAAUUGCUUAUAGAGGAAUGCUUUUCCUUUACAUGGACCCUACAGACUGAUCCGACUAGUUUAGAUUCGCGCCACAUGAGAUUUUUUUUUUUUUUUAAGGGGGACGCGCUUCCUAUCCUAAACUUUUCAUUUUACUUUUAAUCAUGACGUACUUAUAAUCAUAAAAAUAGAGUAAAUAAUGAAAAACACACAUAACCUAUAACUUUUUCGCGAGUUUCACACCUCGACUAUCAGCUUCUCUCUUUUCCUAACUUGAAACUCGUGAAAAAGUGAUAGUUCACAUGUAUUUUUAACCAUUAUCUCAAAUGUUAUUACAUGUUUGUGUCUGGUACAUCUGAUUUAGGCUGAAAAUCUUUUUUCCUUUCAAGUUCAGCACUUCAAAGCAUGACAAUAUCUUUCAAAUAUCUUAAUAUCCAUUUUUACUAAUUCCAACCUCUGAAUCUAGUCAAACAUUGCUAUAUAUCUUUUGUCUUGUCAAACCCCUUAUUCACUCCUCUCUUUUUCUCUAACUUUUAAUAUUUUAUAAUUAAUUUUAGUGUAACUAAAUGCCUUUAUUGAGCCCUCUUGGCACAAUAUUAUUUCUCUAUUUAAUAAAUCUCCCAGCCAGCAUUAUAUACUCAAUUCUCUCUCUAUCUCUCUGCUUUUUGUCUUGUCUAUUAAAGAUCCAAGAAGAGAAAACUAUGGCAGAUAGUGUAAAAGCAGAUGAUAGUGUAAAAGCAGAUGAUCAACUUGUUGAAUUCAAAGAAGCCAUCAGUUUAUUUGACAAAGAUGGAGAUGGCUGCAUUACAGUAGAAGAAUUGGAAACAGUGAUAAGGUCAUUGGAUCAAAAUCCAAUAGUGGAAGAACUAUGCCAUAUGAUUAGUGAAGUUGAUGCUGAUGAGAAUGGCACCAUGGAAUUCACCGAAUUCCUCAACCUCAUUUCCAAGAAAAUGAAGGAGAAUGAUUCAGAAGAGGAACUUAAAGAAGCUUUUAAGGUGUUUGAUAAAGACCAAAAUGGUUAUAUUUCAGCUAAUGAUUUAAGGCACGUGAUGAUUAACCUUGGGGAAAAACUAACAGAUGAAGAGGCUCAGCAGAUGAUUAGAGAAGCAGAUUUGGAUGGAGAUGGUCAAGUCAACUUUGAUGACUUUGUUAAAAUGAUGACACUUGGAUAGAAAAAAAUUAUUCAUAUUUGUUUCCUUUUACAAAGUAUCGUUUUAUAAUUAUUUGUUUUAUUGUAGUUAUUAACUAUAUGAUCAAUGUUGCAGGUAAGGAAUUAAUUGUAGGAUUAUUCGACUAUUAGACUGAAAAAUUUGUAAUCAAACGAUGCCUUAAUUAGUUUAUUUUUAUUUCCC